This is a messenger RNA of Mycetomoellerius zeteki, 1173 nucleotides long. RefSeq lists its product as uncharacterized. The record is from RefSeq and is a predicted model, not a curated record. Lineage: Eukaryota; Metazoa; Arthropoda; Insecta; Hymenoptera; Formicidae. The coding region runs from base 6 to 1142 and encodes 378 amino acids. Gene Ontology annotation, molecular function: protein binding. The transcript has 2 exons.
UCAAAAUGUAUUCGGCCGUGUGUAUUUCCGAUUUCGACAGCGACGAGGACAAUUAUCCGUAUUAUAAUAGUGGCGCCAACUACGAUAACAACAAUAACAGCAGCAGCAGCAGCAGCAGCAGCAGUACGCAGAAUUCACAGUCGCCUCAUGUAUACGAAUUCGGCAAAUUCGAGGAAAACUAUGGCUGGAUUCAAUGCCGGUCCAAGAGUUAUCCCAAUCGCGUGUACUACCACAACACGCGGACUGGCUGCAACACGUGGUAUAGACCUGUUUCGCAUUUCAUGGACAUCCCAUUCGUCUCUGUUAGAAGGGCAAAUUACACGGACGAUACUGUGGAACAGACGAACGAUUUGGAAUUGAUGUCAGUAUCAGACGAUGAGAAAGAGAAACAAGUUCCUGCACGCGAUGGCGACAAAUCAUUGAUCGAUGCCAUGGAUAUCAUGGCGCGAUAUUACUACACUCCCCAGAUUCUCGACACGAUUGAUGACUCGUCCAAUAUGAUGGACGGGAAUGACUAUUACAAGGAAAAGAAACAAGCGGACAUAGACGAUGAGAACAACAACGUAAAUGAUUCGCCAUUAUACCCCAUGAAUUUUCUCGAGAACGAAUAUUUCGAGGAUACCGAGGAGAAGACUCAUCACAUAUUGGAUUCUCCGUUGAGCGAUAACACUUCGGACAUGUCUUCCUUGUCAACGAAACUGCCCGCUAUAUACAGAGUACCGCGUUUAAAGAGGAUCAGCGUUGAAUGCCAAUUGAUCAAGCCAGGAAGAACGUAUCUCACCAGGAGUCGGGAAAAGCCAGGACCCAAGAAGAUCAUAAGCGACAUGUAUGGCGUACGGACCAUCAGCUAUAAUCUGCCUGAACCGGAUGAGGUGUGUGCGGCGAUGGGUGUGAAAAUAUCAAAGCUGAGCGAUAGCGACAGCGACGCGGGCGUACUAUCCUCGCCGUCGCGACGCACGAAAACGACGCGACUGUUGGAGUCCGAAUGGCGCGAUAUAGAGAAGAACUUGCAUCAACCGUUACUGAGCGACUCAAGUUCCAGUUCGUCGUCCGAUACGACCAGCUCCAGCUCUAGCUCGAGUCAAAGUAGCGACUCCAGCUCCAGCUCUUGCUCGUGUUCUUCAUGCGACAGAAGUGCUUGAUGCUCGAUCGAAAUAUCCUGUUAUCUUUAUG